Molecule: messenger RNA, 15061 nt
Organism: Echinops telfairi (small Madagascar hedgehog)
Lineage: Eukaryota; Metazoa; Chordata; Mammalia; Afrosoricida; Tenrecidae
Gene: KCNJ6
Product: potassium inwardly rectifying channel subfamily J member 6
Exons: 4
Coding region: 283-1554 (423 amino acids)
Biological process (GO): regulation of monoatomic ion transmembrane transport; potassium ion import across plasma membrane
Cellular component (GO): plasma membrane
Molecular function (GO): G-protein activated inward rectifier potassium channel activity
Source: RefSeq, a predicted model, not a curated record
UCCGCGGCGCCCGGGGAGCUGGAGCCGGAGCUGGAUGACCCGCGCCGAGACCGGAGUCUCCUGACCGCUUCCCGGGGGCUGAUGUGAAAUUGGACCAGCUGAUUCCAGUUUCUCUUUUCCUUCAUUAUUAUUAUUGUUGUUGUUAUUUUAAAAUCUCCUCCCCUCGCCAUCUCUUGUGUAGUGAACCAUUAUUCCGGCUUGCUCCGUUCCAAGGGAGGAGAUCAUGAUUGAGUGAAGCCACCCCUGCCCACCACAAGGAAGCACACGGAAGAAACCGCAGCGAUGGCCAAGUUGACGGAGUCCAUGACUAAUGUCCUGGAGGGGGACUCCAUGGAUCAGGAUGUGGAGAGCCCUGUGGCCAUUCAUCAGCCAAAGUUGCCUAAGCAAGCGCGGGACGACCUGCCACGACACAUCAGCAGAGAUCGGACCAAAAGGAAGAUCCAGAGGUACGUGAGGAAGGACGGGAAGUGCAACGUCCAUCACGGGAACGUGAGGGAGACCUAUCGAUACCUGACUGACAUCUUCACCACCUUAGUGGACCUCAAGUGGAGAUUCAACCUGUUCAUUUUCGUCAUGGUUUACACAGUGACCUGGCUCUUCUUUGGAAUGAUCUGGUGGCUAAUUGCUUAUAUCCGAGGAGACAUGGACCACAUAGAGGACCCCUCGUGGACUCCCUGUGUCACCAACCUCAAUGGGUUUGUCUCGGCCUUUUUAUUCUCAAUAGAGACAGAAACCACCAUCGGGUAUGGCUACCGGGUGAUCACAGACAAGUGCCCAGAGGGAAUCGUUCUCCUCUUAAUCCAAUCUGUGUUGGGAUCCAUUGUCAAUGCAUUCAUGGUGGGAUGUAUGUUUGUCAAGAUAUCUCAACCCAAGAAGAGGGCAGAGACCCUGGUCUUUUCCACCCAUGCGGUGAUCUCGAUGCGGGAUGGGAAACUCUGCCUGAUGUUCCGGGUGGGGGACCUGCGGAAUUCCCACAUCGUGGAGGCUUCCAUCAGAGCCAAGUUGAUCAAAUCCAAACAGACCUCGGAAGGGGAGUUCAUCCCCUUGAACCAGACCGACAUCAAUGUAGGCUAUUACACGGGGGAUGACCGCCUAUUUCUGGUGUCGCCGCUGAUCAUUAGCCAUGAAAUUAACCAACAGAGUCCUUUCUGGGAGAUCUCCAAAGCCCAGCUGCCCAAAGAGGAACUGGAAAUUGUGGUCAUCUUAGAAGGAAUGGUGGAAGCUACAGGGAUGACAUGCCAAGCCCGAAGCUCCUACAUCACCAGUGAGAUCCUGUGGGGUUACCGUUUCACACCUGUCCUGACCCUGGAGGACGGGUUCUACGAAGUUGACUACAACAGCUUCCAUGAGACCUACGAGACCAGCACUCCUUCCCUCAGCGCCAAAGAGCUGGCCGAGCUGGCCAGCAGGGCAGAGCUGCCCCUGAGUUGGUCCGUCUCCAGCAAACUCAACCAACAUGCGGAACUAGAGACCGAGGACGAAGAGAAGAACCCCGAAGAGCAAACGGAAAGGAAUGGUGAUGUGGCAAACCUAGAGAGUGAAUCCAAAGUUUAGUCCCCUGCCUGGGCAACCCCUUCUCCUCUCCCGACACAACCUUUUUCUCCUCGCUCAUGCUCUUUCUUUCUGUCUCUCUCAUUUUGUUCUUUCUUCCUUUCUUUCCAUUUCAUUUUGCCAUGACCCGCAAACACAUCUUCAAGGUGUAAAAUAUCUACCUGCCCUCUCUCAGUGAUUCAGAUGGAUAAAGGAGACAUGAGUUGGGUUAAGGGGCAAGGUGCCCUCACUGUGGCCCAAGUUGGGUCUCCUCCCAGAAUACCCUGCAGCCAACACCUACCCAAUGAAGCCAGUCACCUGCAGGUGUUUGACCAGACCAGAGAAUUCUGAAGGGUGUGUUACAGAGAUUACCUGGUUAAGACAAGAAGAGUCUCGGGUGCCUAAUUAUUCAUGCAGUGAGACAUGGAGGAUAGCCCUCAAAUUCCAAGAUUCCAGUGAAUGCCAUCUAGAAGGUGAGGUGCUUGCCACGUGUGGGCAUUGUAGCCACCGUGCCCGGGUGAGCUCAAGACAAAACACUGUACAUAGAUCUGCCUUAUGUAAUUAUGGUUUUUCUUUUCACAGUUAGUAAUAAAACCACGCAUGUACAAAAGUACUGUAGAACAGAACUCUUAAAUAAUGUACAUAGAUGUAUAAUUAAUGUAGGUUUAGAUAUAUAACUUUAGAAAUAAGAUGCAAAAAAAAUUUGUAAAAAGAAAAAAAGAUUCCCAACUGUCCCAUAGACAUUUCUGUUCCGAUGUCUGUGUUCUCCAGAUGAUUUUUGAACCCCCUUGACCGCUGGCCCCUCAGUGCAUGGCCUUUCGUAUGUGUCCCAGAUUGGCAGCCAUUUAAGGUACCUCCUGACUUCCUUGCUGAUCCUUUUAGUGAAUCUAAUAAGCCAUAGGUCUGGGGAAGUUGAGAGGUCCAAUAGAUGGCAAAACCCACCACCAAUAUGCUGAUAUACUGUGAAAUGUUUACAAAACUAUGUCUUUUCUUUUUUAAGAUGUAAGGGCCUCACUGACUAGCCUGCGGAAUAAUAGGAAGAGGGCGUUCUCCCACGCUUCGCCAAUGAUAGUGUUUAGGCUCUUCACGUCAGCUCUCACCCUUUGGAGGAGAGUAGUUUGGGGAAAUUCUGUUCUACAAAACCUUGACUCUCCAGCUGUUCCACUCUGUGGUCAUGAGAAUCUGCAGACGCCCUGAAGACAGACAUGCUACGCUCACAGAAGACGGCUUGGGUCUAGGGCAUGCAAAUCAUGAAGGCCUUACAUUGGCAACACAUAUUCUAAUCAUUCAUUCACAUCCUUGGAUUCUAUCUUGCACUCUGAGGAUAUUGGUUGGCCUGUCUCUGGGGGCGUGCCCGUGAGCACUUCUGGAAAUCUUAUGAAGUGACGACAGUUCUACUUUCAAAGGUCAGAUCAACGAUCUUGGAGAGUGUCUAAGCAAUCUCUCCUAGACCCUGUGCCACAGGUUAAACCAAAUCCAGUCUCCGGCCCCCAAGAGAGCAAAUGAAGAACUGCAGCCUGGAUGCCUUUUCCUCUGAAUUAGGUAGCGAUGGAAGGGAAGAAACGAGAGAAGGAAGGGAAAAAGGAAGGAAGGAAGGAAGGAAGGAAGGAAGGAAGGAAGGAAGGAAGGAAGGAAGGGUGAUUUGUACUGAAAAAUCUAAGUGUCACGAGAAAAAAGAGAGACUCAGGCAAAAUUCAGGGGCAGGUGGAGAUUUUGCACUGUGAUAGAGCUUUUACUUUCAUUUCACAUUUAUAAACUGUUUGUUCCUUAACGCAGUGGCCCAUCAUAAAUAUUCAUUAUGGAUCCAAGUUUAUUUUCAGCUCCGACAGCUGGGCUCAGUUUGAGGCUUUGCACCAUGUAGGUCAAAGACAUCAAACUAGCCGUCCCUCUCCAUCCCCCUCACCUCCACUGCCCAGAUCGCAUGGGCCUUUGAUGCGCUUUCAGGACUUGGUCUACGAAAAAGGAUGUCCCAGAGACAAGGAAAGUGGCUCCUAAAUUUACCGCAGGACAGGGCGGGGGAGGGGUGUCUCUCCCUCCCCCUUCAGAGACCUUGCUUCAGGACAACUGCUUCUUAGCACUGACUCGGUGGGGAAACACACUCUUGGCCAGGCCCUUUCCUGAUGGCUGGCAUUUCGUCUUUUUUUUUAAAUGUGUACUGAGUAUCUGUUGAGUCCUUUAUUCAUCUCACACACUCUGCAGAAAAGGUUGUAGUCCAGGAGGCGGGCACCCAGUACACUUCCUGCAAGGAUGUGGGCAGGUACAGUGGCCUUACCUUAGCGGUAGCUCUUCAAGGGCCCUCAUAGAAGCACUAACCCCUGCAGCUGCAGCAGCAGCAGCAGCAGCAGGGUUGUAUGGCUGGGCAUAGGCAGCAUGAAGCAACAUGGGAUAGAACUGUGAAAAGUCUGUUCACUUGGCUCUUGAAGACUCAUUGGGCCUUUCCAAAUCUCCGACUCGAAUUGAAAGGGCAAUCCACCUCUGCUGUCUUCUGAAGAGCAGCCUGGCCAUCUGCUGCCUGCCCGUUAGCACAACCGAACAGAGAGCCGUGGCAACACAGCGUCACCCGUACGUGUCGGUUCUGUAUCUGGAGCAGGGCACCCAGGGGUGUGAUGCUUGUCGCCUGUCCUUGCUCUCUUUGCUGUCCAGGUGGGUGGAGACAGAACAUGAACCAAAUCUCACUUUUGUAACCUGAGCCUCUGACUCUUUAAACGAGGCUCCACAAGAACCUUUUACUAGAAUGUCCCGAUCAAACAGGUCUAUUUUUCUACAACUGUUGAUAAUACAGUGGAACAGGUAUUUUGUGUCAAAACUGUUACAAUGCAGAACUGGACGAAGUUCAUUAAGACUGACUUUUCUAAGCAGCAAGUACUGAAUGCAGUUUUUCAUUACGACCAUUCAUUGAAGAAGGCCUCCGUUUCUCCCCCUUCUACUCCACAACACCCGUCCUCCAGUCUCACGCUGUCACCCUGCGCGCAAAUCAAGUUCCAUGAAGAUAAAUAAGCCUAUUGUAACGCAAUGAUAGCCAGAGUCAUGAGGGGCACUCUCGGCUUGGCAGGUUAAGCUGUUUGCUUGGUGUGUUUAAGUCAUGUUUGCCCAUCAAAGCAUGUCAGGAUUCGUGAGAAAUUGAGAAAAUUGAACUUAGGGGUUGCAAGCGGCCAUGGUCGAGCCUAAUCUGACAGAGCAAGGUGGUCCUGGGGAACAGGGCAUGUUGAGCUGAACGCAUUCCCUCUUCAAGAAUCGUGAGCCCCUAAAGUACUUCCCAACUGGAGGAGCACCUAUUCAUUUAUCAGUAAGCUUUACAUAGCUCAUAAAAUCGGUUACGUUUUCUGCCAUCCCCUGAGAAAAUCGUCCUCAUCUGCACUCACACAUUACGAAUCACUGUUUCUCCCUUCCUGCAUGGUUGGCCCAAUAUACUGCCUCUCUCUGCCUACGAGAUGGGCCCCUCUCUUCCCUCACCCCCUUCCUCCAGGCACCCCUCUCGUUUAUUCGCGCCCUAAUGCUCCAGCUCCAGAUCGGUUGGCAUCUUCUCCUUAUCAGGACUCCAGCUACCAUGUCUAAAAAGGUCACCAUAUUCCUGAAGCACAAUUUUCUCUUGCGGUUUAAACAAACCAAGGCUCUAACCUGCCUAUUUUUCAUUACGUGCUAAUUAAAAGUAACUUAUGACUUCAUUUCAGAGCCUAAAAUGUUGUUUCCAAGACAACUUUCUUUUAUUUCACCCUCUCCCCACAUUCUCUGCAUUUCAGGGUUCUGACCUCCCCUCCUGCCUUGCUUUCUAAAAUUUAGAUUUAAGUCAGCAUCUUCAUGGUGCUCAGAAACUGUUGGCUAAGGGAAAAGCUGAUGGACAGAGACAACAUGCAUGAGAUGCAUUCAGAUGACUUCCUGAAUGCACCAGAAAACUAUGAAAAUCACUUGAUUAGCCGGGUGAUUUAAGAGAAUACAAUUAAAAUAAACAUAGGAAGCCAGUUUCCAAGGGGUUUGCCAAAAAUCUAACCCAUUGUCAGUCUUUGUUUCCUGGACUUAAAUGAUCGAAAAGAGUCAGGAAGGUAGCCAAAAGUGACUGUCCUACACACAAGAUGAGCUUUCUCUUCCAUCAUUAUUUCCCUUCAGUGAACGGCUAGAAGGUCAAAACAGGUCCGCAAAAUAUGAACAGAUGAUUCAUUGAUAUUACAAUAUAAUAAAAUGAUCUUAAUGUGUAUCUAGAUUUUAUGGCCACCCUGUAUUUAAGAAAAGUUCCCUUUGAUUUAAAAUUAAGUAGAACGCACUCCUUACUAAUAUUUCUGCCUUUGCUUCUGAUUGAGAAGGUCACCUGGCAGUCAAAGCUCCCAGGAGGCUGAUAAGAAAUAUUGGCAAAGCACUGUGUUCAACGAUAACAAAAUAACAGGAUGCCCAGCAUCAUGUGGUACUGUGGAGCACAGGCAAAAUCGAGUGAUCUCAGUGAAUACUAAAUCCCCAUGGAAACUUCUUCCAUAUCAUCAUUUCCAUUUUGUAGAUAAGAAAGCAGGGGUUUCAGGAAAAUUAAGUAAUUCCCCCAGGGUUUGAAGGUCAAUAAGUUAUAGAACGUCACAAUGCUCUAAGCUGGGGGCUCUUUCUACUACGCAAAGGGUCCACAAACCAAAUGGGUAGCCAAAUCUGGCCCACUGACUAUUUUGUACUAUUUGUGAGCUCUAGAUAAUUUUUACAUUUUUAAAUGGUGGGGGGUGGGGUGGGCAGAUUAGAAGAAUAAUAUUUUGCAACAUAUAAAAAAUCUAUGAAGUUCAAAUUUUAGUGUCUGUAAAUAAAGUUUUGUUGGAACACAGCCACACGCAUUCAUUUCUGUAUUGCCGGUGGCUGCUUCUCGCACGAUGCUGACCAACCAAACCAACUGCCAUCGAGUCAAUUCCAAUUCCUGGCAACCUGAUGUGCUCUAUAGGAGACUCAGUGGCCAAUUUUCAGAAGUUGAGCAUCUGGCCUUUCUUCCAGAAAGCUCCUGGGUGGACUUGAACCUUCAACCAUUCAGUUAGUAACUGAGCAUGUUAACCAUUUGUCCCACCCAGUGGCAGCACAGACAGAACUGAGUCCUUCCAGCAAAGCCUAAAUCCUGAUCCUUUACAAAAAGUUUGCUGAGGCCUGUGUUACAUGACAUACCAUGAAGAAUACAAGGGAAACUUAGAUGAAUAACAUUCUUUUCCAGUAUUAAUGAUUGAAGUCACUCCUAGGUCUACUCAACAGAAAAAUGACGUAAGUUUUGGUAAUAGAUGCAAAUGAUACAUAAGAUUUUGGGGGUUCAGGGAAACCAUCUUUCCUUUUCAGAGUCAUCCCCAAGAGGCUCAAUAAGAUAAACCACCGCCUCAGAAAAAGGAUCAGCUAAAACCACCUGGUCACUACAAUAAACACAUGGUAGCAUCCCGCUCCAUCACUGCAGGGUUGCAUCCCGGGUCCCCAUAGGCAUUUGACUAUGUAGACAGCAGGACCACUGAUCUUUGCCCAGUGAAGUAGAGCUGGACUUGGCAGCAGUUGGCAACACAUCAAACCAACUACCCCUUGUCUACGUGACAUCUCUUGUAUGGGCAGUCUUGGAAAAGAUCUUAAUGGGCUGCAGGAAUGCGUGUGCUAUGUUUUCUUGCUAGUUUGCUGUGACCCACCACUGAGGAAUGUGAUGAAACUGAGCCUUGAGCUACUUCUGCUCAUGUUUAAUUGUCGUUUGGGCUCUUUCCCGCCAUCAGCUGGAAUUUGAACGCACACACACAAACAUACACACAAGAAGAGGACAAAGUGAUUCUCUUGGAAAACCACUAGGUUCUUUGAACAGAGCUCAGGGAGAAACAGAAGGGUCGUUAAACGGGUUGUUGGAUGGUUUGCCACUUUCUGAGUCCGAAGCACAAGAUAAAGAUUGGUCCUCACAGACAAGUUGGAUUAACACAAUCCAGACAAUGAAGCUUUUAGAUAAGUCGAUAUUAAAUGGCAUUCUGAAGGAUCGCUAAGCUGAGCCCACUCAUAGUCCCAGGAAGCGUUUCUAAUACCAGAGUUAGGUCAGUCAAGGAAGGUUCUUUAUCAUUCUAGUUCUAUGGAAAGAUAGAACAAGUUUUCUUAUAAAUGCUUUCCUGGAAACUAGGUGGGGGAAAAAAGUUUUGUAACAGAUCAUGGUGAUGUUGUCUUGCCAACAGAUAAGUGAUGGAUGUUGCGGUGGAUCCAAUCCUUGCCUGACACUAAGUAUGUAAUGGUGUUUUGCAAUAGAGACCGUACAAAAGCAUGUGACCCUUAAGCUACAUGCAACACCAUAACAAAUAAGUGGGAGAAAAAUCUCAAAGUUCAACACCAUAAAACUUAAAAAUAAAUGUAAAAGGAGUCAAACUUCUACUUGGCCUUAUUGCCUUGGUAAGAAGAGAGCUUCAUGCAGCCACCUAACUCAAAUCAGAGAAUUCUGGAGAAAGGAAGUCAAACUACUUUAAGACACACAAGAGCAGUUCAUGGUGAUGGUCAACAUGAUUAAAGAACAGGGAUUUAUCGCCUAUGGAAAUAGUAUGUAUUAAGUUCUUUUUAGACUACAUCCCUGGAUGUGCACCCUAAGGUUUUCUGUGAUUGGCCAGAGAACUAUGACCACAUAGUCAACAAAUCUUGACUUCAGAAAAUGAACUGUUCCUGAUGAUAAGUAAAAUCGGCCAUGUCAAGAUUAAGGCUCAGAAGCCCAUUGUAUUAACCUUGAUCAUAAAUACUGUGAAACCAACUUGCCAAUCUUCUUCACAAUAUGAAGGGCUGUUUAUCUCAGGCAAUGUAAAUAUCUGCUACCAACAAGAACUCGUGAAAUAAAUAAAGUAACUUAUCACCAUGUUAGAGAUUCUGAUAGGAAUCCAUCCAUCCAAAGGAGAAAGCAAUUCCAGGAGCCUAAGAUCAGGCUUUGACUAGUUCAGACUGAAUAUCUUAGGGAAGCUAUUGAUGUGGCUUUAUCCCACUAACUGUGAUUAACAGAUCUAGAUCACCUGGAGCACAAAAGAGCUGGGUUCCUAGCAACCACGCAUGAUCUGUUUAUGAUCUGAACAGAUUUCCAUCUGUUCUCAGCAGGUACCAUUCAAGCACUGGGAGUGGGUAUGAGCAAUACUCCCCCUUGGUUCAUCUUUGGACUGUCCAGACACCUUGACCAUGCACACCUGCUCUGGCUCUCUGCAUGAGAUAUGGUCCUGCCCUUCUAGACAAGGACCACUGCCCAGAAGUGUCAGCUGGGGACGUGUAUGCUUUAAGUCUACCUUAGCCAGCCCCCUUGGCCCGACAGAGCAAUCACAUGAGUCAAGGAUAAUAGUUCUCCUUGGAAGGAGACAACUGGAAUUAAUUAAGACAACUGGAAUCUCCUUAACACUGGGUGUCCCUCCUAUACAUCAGUCAGUAGAAAUAAGGCGAUAGUAACACAUUAGUGGAGGAAGUAUGUGGAAGGCCAAAAAGUUCUAAUUUCCACAUGGUAACUAUUUCAGGUAUUACCAAAAAACAAUGUAAUUCAUCACCUUUUGUGAUGUAGCGAUGUCAGGAGCAAACUCAGGUAGCCCACAUCCCUCCUUCCAUAGCCCGAUCCUGUUCUCUCUCUUCAAGUCGUUUGGAAUACUUGUCGUUUGGAAUACUUGUCGGGUCAAACCUUCCCAUGACCAAUAAAACAUGGUCAAGAAACCCUACAAGCCCUCCUUAUCCUGCGACAGGGCUGUCCCAGGAGAACAGCAAUGUCAAGAGUCUCACCUCUGUGUGCAAGGCACUCCUGUGGACAUCAACAUGGAGGGCACAACUCGUCCUGUCCCCAGAGGCAGCAGAUUCUCAUGCUGCCCAUGUGUGCUUCCUGCAUUUCCCCUCUCAGCUCACUCCUAAAGGUAGAGUUCCUGAUGCCUUCCUCGAAAGGUCAUUGCAUUCUUGAGUAGUGGUCACAAUCUAAAAAAAAAAAAAAAGUUGUCAUCUAAUUGGCUCUGCCUCCAGGUGAGGCCACGUGUGUCUGGGGAAAGCUGUGUGCCACGUGGUUUUCAGGGACUUGAUUUUAGAAGAACAUGACCAGCUCUUCCUUCCAAUUCACCUUUUGAGUGGAGUUGAAUUUCCCAUCCUUUGGUCAGUCAGAGUGCUAACUGAACCUCCAACCUUUUGGUUACAGGUCAAGUUCUCAAUGUUUUGGGCCACCCAGUCACGGUAUAUGGAUUUUGUUGUGUACUAUCAAGUCAGUUCUGAUUGAGAGUGACCUUACAGGACAGAGCAGCUACACAGGCUUUCCUAGACUAUACAUCUGUAUAGGCAGAGAUGGCUAGGUCUUUUCUCCCAAAGAGCAGCUAGUGGAUUUGAACCACUAACCCUUCUGUUAGCAACUGGGUGCCUAACUCUUUUACUCCCAGGGUUCCUUCCUCACAAUCUAGAAACCUAUUAUUGGGGCAUUGAUCCUACCACUAAUUGCACAUCACUGAUUUUAAUAGAAGAUGUCAUCUGUUCAGAAUCUGCAGUGUGAAAUCAAAACAUCAGAAAAUUUUGUUUGUGCCCGUAGGCAGCUUGAGAGGUCACAAGCAACCAUUGGGCUUAUAUAAAUCAGUGACUACAAAGAGUAGAGUGUAAGAUAAGGUCUAAUACCAAAAAAGAGUCAGAUGGGGACGCCAGCUUGUCCAGUGAGGUCUUCUGGUCUUUUGUAACCUAUGGUUAGGCUGGUCACCUUGCCAAAGAAGGUCCUGGGUAUUCUGCCUAAUGGUUCCUGGUGUAAAACCUCAAGCCACGCAGGGACAAUAGCACACUCUCACACAUUCUCAGGAGUCUGAAAUGAUGACCCAGCAGCAGCCUGUUUUGGCACAGUGGUCCUAACUCCCCCCACUGUCUGCACAGACGGUGCUGUGGGGAAAAAACUGAGCACCCAUGUGGUGCCUGGUUCCCCGGCUGCCUCCAUGGCAACCUCCAGCCUAUCAACGUGGACCGCUUUCCUGCAGACUCCUCAGAAACUUGGUUUGGUAGAGCCACAGGAGCUGGGCUCCUAAAGACUGCUCCACACCUACAGCUUGGAGACAACCAAGGAACUGUAGGGCAGUUCCCAGGCAAACAGGCCCUCAGCCAGCAUGCCAGGUGAAGGAUAUUCCAAAUUCUCUUGUUCCUCAAAUGGUACACACUUAUGUAGCCAAUUGUCCCCUGACAAAGCUAUUCUUUAAACCACUAUCCCUCCCAGCAACCCCUCCACACACACAUAUCACACAUUUGCCUUUUUUUAAAAAGAUUCCGAAACUGAAUUGACAUCAUGUGAUGGAAUAAUAUCCAAGGAGCUGGCAUUUAAUUAUUUUGUAACUCUUUGUCUUUGAAGUUGCCUUUUUCCAUCUGCCUUUGAAUGGGAGGACAGUCCCCUUUACUUUGUCAGGAAAUGUCAAGUGUCAUUCAGAGCUCAAGCCUUCAGCAUCCUGGCCCACUGACUAGGCAGGAAUUGUUGUGGUUGUUAGAUGCCAGUAAGUCAGUUCCGACCCACAGAGACCCAUCCUGCGCCAUCCUCACAAUUAUGGUCACGAUGAACCAGGAAAGCUCUGCAGCACUUGGCUGGACGCGCAUCUCAUGGACAUUUUGAAGAUGCUGGUGGUUCGGGAGGAUGCGGAGCACUGUGCCAGAACCAAUAGUCAGAGAGAGGAGAGUAGCCUUCAAGCCUCAUCUUACAUGGGUCCGACCAAGUCAGAUCCCAUGACUGCAGAGGCUCUGGUUGUCUGACCUGGCCUGUGUGGGGUGUUUUCAUGUCAAUGAGACCUCACCACAGUCCGAAGAACCAUAGUGGAUGAUUUUACUUCUAUAUUAUUGUCUAAUUCCCUACCAACAGGAGGAGCCUGGGGGACAAGCAAGGAGUAGCUAACCUCAAUGUCAGCAGUUAACGCCCCAGCCUCACUGCAGGAGAAAGAUGAGGCUGUCUACAAUGGUAAUGAUUUACAGUCUCCGAACCCCUACGGAGUAGUCCACACUGUCCGAGAGGAUCGCCGUGAGUUGGAAUUGCCUGGACACUAGCAGAGCUUGAUUCAGUUACAACAGGCAAGAAGAAGUGUGACUUGUUAUCAUCUGUUUCCCUAUUCACAUCUUCAAAGAGCUUUUCUUUCUUUUAUUCCCUAAAGCAUUCUUUCCUCAAAGACAUCUGUUGUACACUACAUAGGUGCACACUACAUGGUGUGCAUGUUGCACACUGCAGGGGCAGUGUUCCCAGUCCUCCAUUCCAAUCCAUCACAGUGAACUCUGCCUAACAAACACAACAACAUACAUAUACGCAUAUAUACACCUUGCAUGAACAUACACACGUGUACACACAUACAUGCACACACACAUUUAUCCCUCCCGCCCCCCCCAUCACCAAAGCUUUAAGAAGAACAUUCCCUCCUCCCUUCCCAUUGCUCAGGCAUUUGUUCCAACCUGUCCCCUAAGCGUCCCUAAAUCCAUAGGCUAUGGGUCACUGCUAUGGGAGCUGCCUUUCAGGCGUUAUUUUGAAGACACACCAGACUCAGACUUAGGAGACUAGGAUUCUGGUCCUGGUUCUGUCCCCAGAUGCGCUGUGUGGUCUGAGAAAAAUCAUCUAACCACUCUGAACCAAUUUGUGUUCACAAGCAUUUGAACCACAUCUCCCUUGCUUCUUUCAGGCCCCUAUCAGUUUCUGUGUGCUGAAUGGUUUCGCAUUAAAUCCUUCUCUUUUUAAAAAUUAUUUCACUGAUUGCUUUGCUGGGAGCCGGGACAUGUCACGAUUCUCCACAGGCUGGUCUCUAGCACCCUUCACCCACCAUAAGUGUCUGCCCCUCUCAUCUACCGUCACUAAAUGGCUAGCAGACAGGUAGGCAGAGAGUUAAGUAGCUUCAAGAAAACAAAGGCCUUCCCUAAUGCACCAUGCAGCUUCUAUAGUAGAAAAAAAAAUCCCAGUUGAAGGUGCACUUCACCAAUAUCCAACCUGAACUUGGCUGCAGCCAGCCUGAACCUCCAGGCACACCUCAGUCAGCUCCAGCAACUUGCUUUGAGACCAAAUCCAGCUCUCCCCUGCUUGAAGAGUGUGCCUGAGGCCAGAGGCAGAAACACUUCAACCCCACACCAAGCAAAAUAUAAUUAAAUCAAUUGACAUCAAGUCAACUCCUACUAGAGGCAACGCCAAUUGUAUCAGAGUAGAACUGUGCUCCAUAAGGUUUUCAAUGGCUGAUUUUUGGGGAAGUAGACAGCCAGGCCUUUCUUCCAAGGUGCCUUUGGGUUGACUCAAGAAUGGCCACUAGUAGUUAGUUGAGUACUGAAUGUUUUGCACCACACAGGAAGCCCAGAACAUCAUUGUUGCCAUUACUAUGUGCUAUCAAGUUGAGGCUGACACAUUGCAAUCCUGCAGGACAAGGAGAAUUGCCCCCAUAGCAAGGUUAAAAAAAAAAUCAAACCCCAAUAACAUUCUAAUUCAACUACUUUAGUUUAGCUAUAUUACUCUUUUCUCCUCUAGCACUCUUAAUUGAAAGGUACUAAGUUGUAUCUGUCUUCUUUGAGAUCUGAAUUGUUUUUCCCUUGACCCAAUCAAGCAAAUUGUCGUUCUGUGAACCAUUGCCUCAGAUGAAAAAUUACUCUAGGAAGUUCACUAGUUCUCAAAUCCAUAACAAUGCCAACAUUUCAGUCAUUUUUUAAUCCCAAGUGUAGGUAACAGAGAGUAAGGCUGAACUUGGCUUGGGGAUUGCAUGUUUGUGGGCUUUUGUGUUUCCGUUGACCUGGAAGUACUCUGUCUGACCACCACCAAAAUACGCAAGACUCAGCAGCUCUUAGCACUGGGUCAUCAAGUUGGAGGAGUGAUUUGAGUGCAGGUCAGCUUCCCAGCUCAAAUAUCCGUUCCUAGAUAAUACUCAACUCAAGUUCACUGCCACUGAGUCAGUUCCAACACAGAGUAAGCCUUUAGAAAGUGGCAGGGCACAGACCACUUGAUCAUCAAUUUUGUCUCCAGAAAUAUUUUUUAAGAGCCCAAGUCAUUGGUAAAAUGUAUAUUCUCUAGAGAUAAAUUUUAAAAAGUUAUCUUUUACAAGAGAACCAAGUUCACAUCAUUCCCAGGCACCAAUGCAGUCACCUAACCCUGAACAAGGAUAAAACCCCACUCAACAGAGGAUGAAAGCUGUCCAAUGUCCCCAUGUUUUAUUGUCCCAAACAUGGACUCACUGACACAUGGGGCUGCUAGGACUCAAACUUGACUAAGGAUACACACUAGCAACAACCCAGUGUCGAUCGACGAACACCCCAUAGACUCUCAGCAAACAGCAGGCAAUGUCCCAGCCAAGGGACUUCGGAGACCCUACAGGCCGUGGCUACCUUCCCCUGUCCUCAGCAGGCCUGCAAUCUCAUCGCUACCAACUCUUCCUUUGUGACAAGUAUUUCCCCAGUGUAUCCAACCACACAAACCCCUGCGAGGAAAUAUCAGUUCCCACUUUACAAAUGAAGAAGUCGAGGCAUAGCGGAGUUAAUUAACUUAAUCUAGUUUGGGGAAUGAGCUAAGCAAAUGCGAAGAUGGAUAGGUACAUUAACUGCUGUGGGAUAGAAAGGACACAGAUCAGGAAUGAUGCCAUAGUAAGAAGGGAGGGACACAUGUCCUGAGCCCUGAAAGACUAGGUGAGUUUGAAAGGUAGGUAUCCCGGGGGGUCGGGAGGUGGGGGUAUUCCAGUUUGAGGGACCAGCAUGGGAAAAGGCCCAAAGAUAGACAGAUGCCCAAUGGUACCUUGGUCAGCCUACAUGGGGUCCGCCAGCUUAUAGUUGGGUUUUAGGAAAUAAACAUUUGAGAAAGCCAACUGGUGCUACAUUUUAGAAGAGGUUGAAUUCUAGACCAAGGAACAGAAACUGAGGAAAUAAUUGCAUGGAUACAGUUAUUAAUUAACCCCUUCAGUGUACUUUUAAGUUGUGCUUGAGAGCCUUAAGUUUUGAGGCUCUUAAGUAGUUAGGAUUAGAUGAAAAAAUAAAUUCCACUAGAUGAAACCAAACUCUCCUGGCCAAGACUGGAAGCAUUUUGACUGAUUCCGUGGAUUUGUGAAAAGCCGAAGACCACCUUGGCGGAGCUCCCUGCCAACCCUGAGACAUCAUAAAGCAAGGGUUAUCACAGGGCAGGUUUAUACGAAUACAGUACACAAAAUAAUCGGAAGUUUUCUGAGCAGAGCCAGAAAACAGGAUGCGCAGGAAGAAAAUGGGGUACCCCCUCUUUCAUAUAUCCAACUGAGGCUGCUUACUUUUCUUCAUGAUCAGGCACCUGAAAUUUGCUUCUGAAGUCAAUAUUGCCAGCCUUUCCCCCAAACUUUUAGUGGGGGAAAGGAACAUCAGGGAGGGCUAAAGUACUGGUUUGGCUCCUGACCCACACUUGUGGUCAUUUUGUAACUCCCUUUACUCGAUUCCACGUAUGUCUGUGCACGGAUAGUGAGACGAAAGCAUGCCAACUAUGAAAGCACAAAACUAUGUAUUGAGAAAUUCACUACAAUGCCAAAAUUUUUUAGAAUAAUACUUAAAAACAGAUAUAUCUUGAAGAACUCGCUGUGUUAGGGAAACUGUUUACAUAUUAAGGCGUUCCUCUUUUUUUGACUGGAACAAUAAAAAAAAUUUGAUAUGGUCUUGA